AUUUUAGCCAUGGCAGUGUCCGGACUAGCAGGGGCAUUGAUCGUUGUCUUAAUUGGCAGUGUUGUAUUGCGCUAUACCGGGGCAGAUGAAGAAAUUGUAGAACGCAGUUUUACCAUCGAUCAUGAGGCGAACACCUUCCUUUUGGAUGGCAAACCAUUUCAAUAUGUUGCCGGUUCAUUCCACUAUUUCCGAGCCCAUCCAAAUGCUUGGCAAAAACGAUUGCGAACCAUGAGAGCUGCCGGCUUAAAUGUAGUCGACACAUACGUGGAAUGGUCCUUGCACAAUCCCCGAGACGGAGAAUACUUAUGGAGCGGAAUUGCGGAUUUGGAAAGAUUUAUCCAAUUGGCACAGGGUGAAGGAUUUCAUGUCAUUCUACGACCUGGUCCCUAUAUUUGUGCGGAAAGAGAUAAUGGUGGAUUGCCGUAUUGGCUCUUUACAAAAUAUCCUGGCAUAAAAAUGAGAACCAAUGAUACCAAUUACACUCAUGAGGUUUCAAUCUGGUAUUCUAAACUUAUGCAACGCAUGCAGCCCUAUAUGCAUGGCAAUGGAGGUCCUAUAAUUAUGGUGCAAGUUGAAAAUGAGUAUGGAGUUUUUCAUGCCUGCGAUCAUGACUAUCUGAAUUGGCUGCGAGAUGAAACCGAGAAGUAUGUGCAAGGUAAGGCCUUGCUUUUUACCACGGACAUACCCAAUGACCGGAUUCAAUGCGGAAAAAUAGAAGGUGUAUUUGCCACCACUGAUUUUGGAUACGACAGACUCCAUGAAAUUGAUGAAAUAUGGGAAAUUUUAAGAUCGGUUCAGCCCACAGGUCCCUUGGUUAAUUCGGAAUUCUAUCCCGGAUGGUUAACUCAUUGGCAGGAGGACAAUCAAAGGCGUGAUGGCGUUCUGGUGGCCAAUGCUUUAAGGAAAAUGUUAGAAUAUAAAGCCAGUGUUAACUUUUAUAUGUUCUUUGGUGGCACUAAUUUCGGGUUUACUGCAGGCGCCAAUGAUUUUGGAGACUCAAAGUAUGCUCCGGAUGUAACUUCCUACGACUACGAUGCUGUCAUGGAUGAGGUUGGAAAUAUCACCCACAAAUUUGAACUUGUUCGAGAAGUUAUACGCGAAUACUUGGAUAUACCCAAUGUUAGGUUGUUUAAGGAGGAAAGUUUUGCCUAUGGCCGUGUGGAAAUGUCGCCAGUAUUAAAUUUACUUUCACCUGAGGGACGUAAUAUUCUGGCCAAAGGCGACGCAGUUCUAUCAACAAAACCCAUGACUUUUGAAGAACUAGAUCAAUUUUCUGCUCUGGUAUUGUACGAAACAAAUCUUACAGGAAUCGAUGAAGGGCAAUCUUAUGUAUUGACCCUUAACGAUCUCAGAGAUCGAGCUUUAGUAUAUGUCGAUCACGAAUGGCAAGGAAUUUUAUCACGACAAAAUGCAAAUUUUUCUUUGACGCUGGAAAAUCUUAAGAACUCCAAAUUGCAGUUGUUGGUGGAAAAUCAAGGACGAAUAAAUUUCAACAUUGCCGACGAUAUUAAAGGGAUAUUGGGUUCAAUCACCCUUCAGAAAGGUGGAGUUGGUGAUGUUGAAGAACUGGAAAAUUGGCACAAUACCGGUUUUCCACUUGAAGAUCCUCAAAUAUCCGAAUUAUGGACUGCCAUUCACAAUAAAGCCUUGAAGGAGUUGGAAAAUGACACCACCAGUCGCUUGCAUCAUGGCCCAGUGGUCUAUUAUGGUGAAUUCGUAGUGAAUAAAUUACGACACACCUUUUUAAAUCCCUCUGGUUGGGGUAAGGGAGUGGCUUUCGUAAAUGGCUUCAAUUUAGGACGUUAUUGGCCUCCAGCCCGACCACAAUUGACUUUAUAUGUUCCCCAGGAAAUUCUCCAUCUUGGAGUCAAUUCAAUGGUUCUUGUAGAAUACGAACAAACCAAUCGUGAAGGAGAGAAUGUCAAACCUUUUAUAACUUUCGAUGAUACGCCUCAAUUGGAUUUAUAAUAGAAAAAUGUUGCAUAAUGCAAAAUAAAAGUUAAACUUUCACA
Stomoxys calcitrans (stable fly) is the source of this 2012-nucleotide messenger RNA. RefSeq names its product beta-galactosidase. Bases 10 to 1968 code for a protein of 652 amino acids. Lineage: Eukaryota; Metazoa; Arthropoda; Insecta; Diptera; Muscidae. Gene Ontology annotation, biological process: carbohydrate metabolic process. Gene Ontology annotation, cellular component: vacuole. The transcript is spliced from 6 exons. Gene Ontology annotation, molecular function: beta-galactosidase activity. The record is from RefSeq and is a predicted model, not a curated record.